This is a messenger RNA of Zalophus californianus (California sea lion), 9945 nucleotides long. RefSeq lists its product as uncharacterized. Gene Ontology annotation, molecular function: lipid carrier activity. Gene Ontology annotation, biological process: lipid transport. Lineage: Eukaryota; Metazoa; Chordata; Mammalia; Carnivora; Otariidae. The record is from RefSeq and is a predicted model, not a curated record.
AUGGUGUGGGGCUUCCUUGGGCUGGUGGCGGUGCUGGUGCCCAUGAGGCUCCUCGGUCUGGUCCUGCUCUGGGCGCUGGUGGCAGUGACUUCGGGGAAAAUUCCAGAUUCGCUGGUGAGACAGGCGGCCUCCUGCAUGAUGGUGUGCACAGGAUCAGCUGAUCCCCACCUCCCUGUGGGCACCAGAUACACCUAUCACUUUUCUACCAACACCAGUACUGGCCUGCAGGGAUACCCAAUGGAGGGAAGUGGCCUCGGUCUCCAAGGCUGGGUCAUCGUUGAUGUGCUUGGCCCAUGCCAGAUGGCCUUAUGGCUCCAAGAUUUCCAGGUGACAUCUAUCCUGGGGUCCAAGGUGGCAGUUCUGAGGGACUCAGAGAAUUUGAGCGCCGCCCUGGGCCGCCACCCGCUGCGCUUCGUCCUGCAGGCAGGGCGAGUGGCCCGCCUGUGUCCCCGCCGCGCAGAGCCUCGCUGGGCGCUGAACGUGAAGCGCGCGGUGCUGAGCCUCCUGCAGGGGCGCCCGGACGCCCGCGGCCCCCAGACCCUCGAAGAGGUGGACGUCCUGGGCAGGUGUCCCACCACGUACCAGCCACAUGGUGCGGGGCUGCGCAAGACCAAGGACCUGGCCCGCUGCUCCCUGCGCAGAGUGCGCUCCUCCCUGCGCUCCCAGGCCCUGCCCCGGGAGGAGGCUGGCCUGGCCUCCCACCUGACCUGCUUCCAGAGUUUCCAGGCUGGCGUGCUGAGUGUGGCCUCUUGCACGGAGCUGGACACCGUGCGGCCCCUCUCUGAGAAGGCAAGUGGGGUGCAGAUGCGGACGCUUUCCUCGCUCACCCUGCUGCGUGAGAUGUCCCUGGAUCCAGCCAUCACAGAUCCGGACGAUGGAGAUGUAACUCCAAGCAGCCUGUUGUACGAAUGGGAGGAAACACAGUCUCAGGCUACAGUGGUCACAGUGGCCGCAUCAGUGAGGAAACUCUGCCUGGCUCAGACCACGAGCUUUGAGGCCGCAGAACUGUUCCUGACGCUGGUGUCCGAGCUCCAGGGCCUCUCCUCAGAUGAGCUGAUGGCACUCUGGCGACAGUCUUCCUUUAAAUGCCGGGACAACUGGCAGCCGCUGGUGGAUGCCCUGCCCUCCUGUGGCACCGAGCCUUGUGUGGGCCUCAUGAAGGACCUCAUCGUGUCUGGGGAGGUGGAGGUGGACGAGAUGGAGGCGUGGCUCUGGUCGCUGGCCCUUGUCCCACAGCCCACGGAUGCCAUGGUCCACACGCUGCUGCCACUCCUGCAGACCUCGGGGGCCAGCCCCAGUGCCUUCCUUGGUAUCUCGGCCCUGGUGCACAACCUCUGUGCCUCCCUGGAUGGGCCCUGUGGACACCUGCCUGGCGUCAGCUCCCUCGUGAGGAUCCUGGGAGAGGCCUUGGGUGCCAACUGCACCUUCCAGGAGCCGUCGGACGCUGAGCAGCUCCAGCUCGUGCUGAAGGCGAUUGGCAACGCAGGCCUGGCGGUCACAGCUCUUACCCCCACACUGAGCACCUGUGCGUCCCAGAGGAGCUGCCCCCCUGAGGUCCGGCUGGGGGCCAUCCAGGCCUUCCGGAGGGUCCCCUGCUCUGCAGACCGAUCCGCGCUCUCCCGUCUGUACCAAAACCCUGAGGAGGAUGCUGAGAUCCGCAUCAACGCCUACCUGGCCCUGAUGAGAUGCCCUGGCGAGGAGGUGUUUGCGCAGGUGCGGUGGACCCAGGCAGCUGAGCGGUCCACCCAGGUGGGCUCCUUUGUGUGGAGUCACCUGAUGCAGCUGCUGGAGACCAGUGACCCCCUGAAGCGAGCUCUCCAGGAGGCCCUCCCUGAGGACAUCCUGAGUCGGAAGUUCCAGCCGGAGGCCUGGAAACACUCGUCCUAUUCUGAUGUCACGUUCCGCUCAGUGUCUGGCAGCCUGGGAGCCAACCUGGAGGGGACCCUUCUCUUUUCUCCAGCCUCCUUUCUCCCCCGUUCUGCCACGACUAACCUGACCAUCCACGCCCUAGGUCAUGCCUUCAACCUCCUGGAGCUUGGCCUCCGGCUGGAAAAUGCAGAGAAAAUCGUCCACAGGCUCUUUGGCGGGAAGUCAUUCUGGGGGCAGGAAGAGGAGAGAGAGGCCCAGCCAGAGAAAUCCCCAGAGCCAGAACCACCCACACCACAGGCAGCCAAUCCUGACUGUCCAGGAGAAAGGUCCGGAAAGAUGAGAGACCUGCAGCAGAAGGUGGCCCGGAGGCGCGCAGAGUGGCGGGCCCUGCGGUGUGAGCUGAGCGCGAAGGUGUUUGGGCACGAGCUGAGCUUCGUGAACUGUGGGGUCGUGGGGAGCCACGUGACACGCCAGUCCUUGAACCUGGCCGAGCUGUCAGUCAAGCUCCUGAAGGGGCAGGAGGUACAGGUGACCCGGAGGCUGAACCUGGCGGUGCAAGAGCUCACCUUUCCCACCAUAUCCGGCCUUCCAGCCCGGCUGACCCUCAAUGUCUCGGCCGCCAUCAGCGUCCGAGUCCGAGGGACUGCCGACUUCCAGCAGCAUCUGGAUUUCUCUGUGCAUGGCUACAUCAAGCCCAGUGCCCUGCUCCAGAUCUCGGCACAGAUGGGCACGAUGGGCGCCCUGGGGCAGGCUGGGCUGAGGUGGGUGACCGGCGUCCGUGGCACCGCCAGCCUGGAUGGUGGGAUCCACGUGAGGAAGGGCCGGGACCUCAAGGUGCAUCUCAACACUCCCGAGGAGGCCGUGGAGCUGCUCAGCUUCAGCUCUAAGCUGUAUCUCGUCACCGGGGAUGAUGUGAGGAGCUUCAGGAAUGUCCACCACCCUUCUGAGGCCCAAUCCUGUACUGACAAGAAAGCGUCCCACACCUGGGGCUGGCGGCUAUGUACAGAAGUCACCUGGCCGGCAGCUGGUCAGCCCUACCUGCUCUCAGUGCCUGUGUUCCUGGCUGUCACAUUGACGAAGCAGGACCGGGGCCUCCGACAGUAUCUGCUGGAAGCUGCCUAUACCUUCCAUUCCUGGAAGGACAGCUGGCUCCCUCAGGAAGCUUCGGUUCACCUCUUCAUGGGCACCCCCAAGUCAGAGGUGCCCAGGGAUGUCGGGGUGGAUGUCAGGUACAGCUUGCCCCAGGGGAAGUUCCGGCUCAAGCUUCUGCAUCCCAGGAAGAAAAUGCAGCUGGAUGGAAAGAUGGAGACUCUCCAGAGUGCCCGGGUGGGUCACCUGGAGCUGAUUCUGGAUGACAGGGACGUCUACUACAUUAAGGGCCGGAGCGACCUGUGGCCUGCAGCUGGGGGCGAGGCCCAGCGGUGUGAGGUCCAGCUGGAGGUGAAACUCGUGACAGCAGGGAAUCCUGUGGUCCUCAUGGGGAACCUCAGCCAGCAGACCGGCAGCAAGUUGGCCUUUUCCGUGUCACUGAGCAACCUGCUGAGCGACCAGGCCCACCUGUCAGUGCGGCUGGAGAAGGCAGUGGAGGACGGGCUGCAGGUGGUGGCCCUGGGUGGCGAGCUCUCUGUGCCCGGUUUCGUGGGACUGCACCUCGUGGGCAGGCUACAGAGGCACAGCCGCCUCUGGACCAGCUCCCUGAGGAUCAAGUACGGCCUUCUGGGUCAGGCGAGGCGGCUGGCCCAGGAGUGCAGCACCAUCCAGAGGCUGCGGGCACAUAGUGGCUCAGAGGUGACCUAUGAGCUGGAGCUGGACCACGAGCUCCACUGCACGCAGACCCCAGCACUCAGCCACAAGGUUCAGCUGCGGCACGAGGAGGGCUUGGGCUCCCUGCACUCACAACUGGAGGCGAGCUACGGGAUGCGCUGGAAUGACAGCAGCAAUAAGAGGAAGCUCCGCAUCAGCCACACCUUGCAGAACGACUCGGGUCCAGCCCUGAGCAAUUACUUCAUGGAGUUUGUGCUGCAGGUGCCUGAGAGGCAGGUGGAUUACCGUAUGCAGCUGUAUCACUCAAGCCUUCGCCAGCCACACGUGGAGAGCAGCACACACCUGAAGGUGCAGUACAAUGGGCGGCUGCCCUUUGUGGCAGGCUUGCAGUGGAAGGACACGUCUCGAGCUACCCUGUGGAAGUGGGAAGGAGCCUUGAACAUGGAUAGUCCAUGGCUGACGGUCUCCGCGGCUCACAGGCUGGACUGGCCACGCCGACCCAUGUUCCAGGCUGUCCUGGAGAUGACACUGGGCAAGGCCUGGACCCUCAAGAACCUGGUGAUGAACGUGGCCUACAGGAACCAGGGCCUCGACAGGGAGGGCAAGAUCCACGUCUACACCCCGGCUACCACGUACCUCCGGGUAUCCACGGUGACAACGUUGGCCCAGAGCCUCUUCCGCAGCCGGAGUGAAGUAGAAUCAGCCUGGAGCGCCGCAGUGUGGAGCGAGAUCCACGCAGAGAACAGCCAGGACCUUAAGACGCUUCACUGCUGGUUGAAGGGCCCCCUGCAGGAGUUGAACCUAACGGCCGCCUACAGGCAUAUGGAGCAGCCCCAGAAGACUCACAUGUCGCUGACGGCUCUGGUGACCAGCACCAGGGGCCAGCCUCAGGGCCUGGAGUUGGAGGGCAAGCUGGAGGAGGUGACACGGGACAGGAGCUUGUACCAGAAGCGGGGGACCUUCCUCCUCAGGCACGCCUUGCCUCUGCCCAUCCCGCAGAGCCUCCUCCUGCAGGAGACCUUCACAGCGGAUAGGCAACACCAGCGAUGCUCCCUGGAAACUAGGCUCGUCCUGAACGGCCAAGAGGAGACCCUGCAGACCGUAGUCCUGGGCUACCAGGCCGGACACCCCUACGUCUGCGCAGGCCUGACCCACCCAUAUGACGGCAAGGCCGUCCCCAGGAACGUGGAGGGGUGCGCCGUUGCUUGGAGCCAGCAUGCCGCUCAGAACAGGGAGGUUGAGGCCACUUUGAAAGUCAACCAGAAAGUCAUGCUGCACCUAAAGGGUCUGCACCGUGACCAAUCUCAGCAUGGGGACAUCUGGCACAGCCUGGCCCUGGACGCUGCUCACGCCUCCCAGCUGAGGCUCCCCCAGGCCCUGCGUUUGGAUGGGGAUGUCAUCUUCAGAUGGGGUCCCCGGGGAGCAUUUGACUGCAGCCUGGACACAAGGGCCACCAUCAACCACAACAUCACAUCCCAGGUCUCAGUCCAGCUGAACAGAUCUGACUCCCACUUGGCGUUCCUCCUCCAGCUCAGACAUCCCCACAGACCAAGAUUUCCUCCAGACUUACAGGUGCAGGUGGCUGCCCAACGAUACAAAGACAGCCUCAGCGGCUCCCUGUCUGUGCACAUGUCCAACCGGGAGCUGGUUCUGCUGGAGGCUGACACCAGCCAGGACACCCAGAGACGCAGCCGGGGCUGGGACAUGAGCGUCCUCCUCCACCAGGCAGUCCUCAGCGCCCCCCAGGCCAUUCAGCUGCAGCUGUCCAGCAAGGUGGCCCCAACCAGGAUUUGGCUGUUUUAUAAGGUGCUGGUGGACCAGAACACAGCACAGCUUCUCCUCAAGGCUUCCAUGGAGAAGAGGGGAGGCCAGGUCUUGACCCUGCAGAGCCAAGUCCAGCACACGGUGGCUUGUUGGACAGCUCUGCCCCGCCUCCUGACCCUCAAGGGCAUGCUGAAGCAGAAGGAGAUGCUCAAAGAGGGAACCGUCAGGAUCACUGCUGACUCAGCUGUGCUGGGCUUCCUCCUGCGGGACAAGCAUGAGAAGGCAGGGAACAGCACCAGCGUGCACAGUGUGACGGGCAUCCUCCCCCAGAAGAGCAGCCAGGCCUUGCCAAGAGAGCUUUUGCUGAGAGGGCGACUGCAGGCCCGGCCGGGGAGCCUCGGGGGCCAGGCCCGCCUCCGAGCCCACUUGGCAAGCCUGGCUCUGGGCGGGGUCUGCACCUGGGGCCCUGGGCGUGGCCAGCUCUCAGGCAGCCUGAGCCACAACAUCAGCACCUUGAGUGAGGCAGGACUCCCCUCGGAGGCAGAGAUGCUCUUGUCACACACCCACGGGGCUUCCAACCUCUCCGCGAGCCUGGCACUGCGGAGUGCGUGGGGUCAGCUGGACGCUGCCCUCGGCCUGGACGGCCCGGCCCCCGGCGCCCCGGGCAGCAGGCUCCGCGCCAGCCUGGCCCACACGAUGCCCAGCCUCGGGCGCUGGGGCCUCCCCUUCUCCGUGGACGGCCAAGGUCACUUCCAGAGCACGGGACACCGCGUGGCGGCCGGGCUGACGGCGAGCGUGGACAGCGAGCAGCUCCGCGUGGCCCUGGAGGCGAGGCGACAGCGCGGCCACCACGGGCUAGCCCUGGAGCUGCACCACGGCCUCUCGGCACUGCUGGGCACCGUGCCCGCGCGGCUCAGGGUCGGCUGUGCUGGAGACGCCUGGCCUGCCCAGCUGUCAGGGCUCUGCUGGGGGGACUUCGCCAGGCAGCCUCUCGAGGCCUCUGUGGACGUUCCCAGCAGCGGCUCCAGCUUUGAGCAUUCUGGACGCAUCUUGGCAGGGCCCACGUCCCUGAACUACUCCGUGAGCUGUUAUCACCGUGCUGGGCACCUGCAGCUUGCUGGCUGGAGUGAGCACAACAGCGUGAGCCUGUUGCAGGCCGGGCUCCCGGGCAAGGCCCGCCUGAGCGCCAAGCUGCAGGCACACGAGACCCAGACCCGGGCCAGCGUGGCCCUCCACGGAGGGGAUGGUGGUGUCAGCGUGGACGUGGCAGGCCUGGUGUCCUGGCCGACAAAUGGCUCCUUGGAGCUGGUGGUGAACGCCAGCCACACGGCCCCUGCUCUCCAGAGGCUGGGCCUGCCCUUGACCAGCCAGCUCGUGUUCCAGAAGCUCUGGGCAGAGGAACAGAUGUGCUCUUCCCUACGGCUGACCUGUGAUUCUCAAGCCAGCCUGGUCCUCGACAUGUGUGGCCAGAGCCAGGCGCUCCGCAAAGAGCUGCGGGUCUCCGGCCGGCACCACCUCCCCAUCCUCCUGGGCCGCUGCCCCAGCAGAGCCUCGGCCUCAGCCAAGCUACAGUACUCGGAGCAUGAGGCCGAGAGCAUGAUCUUGGCGGUGGAGGAGCAUCAUUUCCACGUGGGCACCAGGCUGGUGACUGCAAAGGCCAGUGUCACCAACAUCAUCAAGCUGGAACAGACCUUCCCCCAGUUCAGCAUCCUUCCUAAGGAGCUGGUCCUGCAGACCUUGUACGAGAGAGCCCGUGGGACCCACACUCUGCACCAGACAGUUUUGUGGGAUGACCAGGAGGCGGUCCUCAACGGAAGCCUCUCCGAGCCCUUCCCCAGGCCCGCUGGGAACCUCAGCCUCCAGGCAGAGCUCAGCCACCCGCUGUCCCCGCCGUGGCGCGGCAGCCUCCGCCUGUCCUGCGAGCACUCACCACGGGAACACCGGGGCGACCUGGCCGUGGGCUGGGAUGGCAAGGACCAGGUGGUGGUCUUGUCCUCUCUGCAGCUGGGGAAGGGCAGGCUGGCCGCCCGCCUGGCCCUGGCUCACCCCUUCAACCUCUCCUGGUGGCACAUCGAGGCCAGAGGCCUGGCUGAGGGCAGGGGUGGCCAGCAGAGCGGGCAGGUCCAGUUGGCCUGGGACAGAGGGCAACCCGUGACCUUGCACCUCACCUGGACCAACAGGUCCUCGGAGUUCAAUACCAUCUGGGAUGGCUGCCUGGCCGCCUCCCCGGGGCAGCUCCAGGAAAUUUGGGGCCUGAGUGCCCUCCGGGCCUGUGGGGCCUUAACACAGACCUUGGCCGUGUUCAGCGAGCAGCUCGAUCUAUCCUGGGACCGACGCCGGGUGCAGCAGAACCUGACAUAUGAGAGGCAUUGGCCAUCCCAGGCAGACAGGAUCCACGCCGAGGCCGUGCUCGAGCACAUCUUCACCGGCUCCUGCACCACGCAGAGCUUCCAGGGCGAAGUGGAGACCGACUACACCCACCGGCUGCACCAUUCCCUGCACCUGGGGCUCUGCGACCUGCCCAGGGCUUUCUCAGUCUCUGGGGAACACACCCUGGGUCACAAUGGGUUUCCUGCUGUAUUCCCGCUGCCAGAUGGGCCUCGCCCGGACCCAGACCAUGGCCUGCACCUCAGGCUGACCCUCUACAACCACAGCAAGCCUCGGGCACCAGACUUCUCCGGGGAGCUGGAGAUCCUCAGCCCCAAGGCUCAGCAGCUUGGCCUGCGGGGCCGGGUCUCCACCUCGGCUUCUCGGGGCAGCGUCCAGCUAGAGGGAAUUGUGGACGAUGGGGACGAGAAAGUGAGGCUGUCAUUGUCCCGGGCCCAGAGCUGCCUCCAGGCCGCUAUGACCCAUGAGGAAGGGAGCCGAGAGGAGAGCGUGGUGCUGCGGGCAUGCGCCCACAGGCGAACGGCCGAGGUGGAGGCCCUGGUCCAGGAUGGCGGGCAGCCCGUGCAGCCCCUGGCACGCCUCAGCCUGCAGGCUGCCAACCAGAGUCUCCGCCUGGAGGCACACGGCUGCCCGGGAACCCUGCUGGACCGCGUGGAGUCCAGGAUGGCAGCCAUUGGGGCCCAGGUGGGAGCCCAGCUGGAGAAGAAGAUCCGAGGCUUGGAUGCCUACGUGGAAAGGUUCCGGCACCUGGUGCGGCCGGCGGGCACCCUGGACAGUGUGGUGGGCCCCCUCCUGCAGUUGUGUCACAGGGGACUGGGAGCCAUGGUGGCGAGUGGCCGGGCGGUGGCCGUGCCGUGGGGCCAGGCCAGGCAGGCGCUGACACACCACUUGCCCCCCUACCUGGAGAGACUACGGGCGGGGCUGGAGCAGCUGCAGAACGAGCUGGAACGGCCCCUGGCCACACUGAAGGACGCCUACCUGGAGGUGACCCCACAGCCCCUGGACGAGGUGUGGCGGGAACGGGCAGAGGAGGCCGUGCGGCUGUGGCGGGCCCUGGGGCGCAGGCCCAUCGGGGCAGCCAUGGAGCUGGCCGCCCACCAGAUGCUGUCUUGGGCCGAAACCACUUUGUCCCAGGCCCUGCGGAGGCUCUGUAAGCCCUUGCUGGCCCUGUACAGCUUCUCAGCCAGGACCCGUUCGGUGCGGGUGACUUUGCCGCUGCUGCCAGCGGGGGAACGAGCCCCUGGCUGUGGCCCGACCCCCGCCCCCAUGUGGGCUGCCCCAGGGGUCACAGGCCAGAAAGGCUCCGGCCACCCUGGAGUACCCCCUGCCCUCAGGGCCCCCAGGGCAGUGGGCAGAGCUGGCCCAUCUUACCUGCCCUGGGCUUGCUUCUUCCCAGACCAUGCUGUGGUGGCCGGGGCCAGGUAUGUGGUGACUUUUGAUGGCCAGGUGUGGAGCCUGGGUGUCCACUGUGGCCGUCUGCUGCUGGCCAAGGACUUCGCCCACGACACGUUCGCGCUGACGCUGAACCGCGCCCGCUCGGGGCUCCUGUCCCUGUCCGUGGAGCUGAACCGCACCACCCUGGUCCUCUACCCGAGCCUGAAGACCUACAGGCUGUAUGAUUCCUCCUCGCCUACGGAGAGCUGUCCACACGUCGAUCUGCCUCCUGCCAAGACGAGGAGGGGUGUCCCCAGGAUUGAGCUGACCAGUGAGGAUGGCGUCUCUGUCACCUGUGAUGUCCGAGCUGGUCUCUGCAGCCUGACUCUGGGCCUCUGGCUCCAUGGGGUGUCUGCGGGCCUUCUGGGCACCAAUGACAAUGAGGCGGGCAAUGAGCUGAUGUUGCCGGAUGGCACAGUGGCCCAGAGCCUGGAGGAGGCUCCCCUCGCCUGGCAGGUGGGUGGUGACUGCAGGGCCAUGGAGAAAACUCAGGAGUGCCCAGGCUGGAGCCCCACCUGCUGGGCCUUCUUCCAGGACCCCCGUUCCUGCCUGGGGAACUGCUUCAGGGUGGUGGACCCUAUGCCAUUCCAGCUGUGCAUCCAGGACACCUGUGGUACCCAGGAGCUCCACCCUGCCUGCAACCUGGCAGCCGCCUAUAUCCACUUGUGUGCCCGGGGCUUCGUGCCCCUGGACCCUCCUCCACAGUGUGGGAAGCUGGAGGGAUGA